UGGGGUGUUCAAUAGCCGUCGGACAAAAACCGAAAGGUUUAGAGAAGUUUGUUCCAGUUUGACGCUGAGAGUUUGGCUGUAAGGAUGCUUUUCGCGGCGCUCACCGUGUUGCUGACUUUGUUGAGCCUCAGUGACAGCAAACAGAAAGACUUUUACACCUUUAAAGUGGUGAAUAGCAGGGGGAAGCUGGUGUCCCUGGAGAAAUACCGGGGUUCGGUAUCCCUGGUGGUAAAUGUAGCCAGCGAAUGUGGCUUUACGGAGGAACACUACAAAGACUUGCAGCAGCUCCAACGGGACUUUGGCCCAUAUCACUUCAAUGUGCUGGCCUUCCCCUGCAACCAGUUUGGGCAACAGGAGCCCGGCAGCGACAAGGAGAUUGACAGCUUUGUACGCAGAGUCUACGGAGUCUCCUUCCCAUUGUUCAGCAAAAUUGCUGUGGUAGGAACCGGAGCCAACAAUGUCUACAAGUACCUUGUUGAGCUAUCUGGAAAGGAGCCUGAUUGGAAUUUCUGGAAGUAUCUCAUUGAUGUACACGGAAAAGUGGUGGAUGCUUGGGGACCAAAAGUUAGUGUUAAAGAAAUCCGACCAAAAAUAGCUGAAAUGGUGCGACAGAUAAUCUUGAAGAAGAAAGAAGAGCUUUAACCCAUUGUUUAAAACUCAUUUAUUUCUCUAUUUUUGCAGUUUUAGUACAUUACCCAAAUGUAUAAACUGAACACAUUUAUGUUGCUUGUAGAAUUGGACUUUGCUUGAAAAACUGUUAUGUUCAUAUAAUGAAAGCAAAUUCUUUUGCUUUCUGAAAGCACUGAUGAUGUACCACUAUGAUUUUAAAUUCAGUGUCAGGUUGUGUGUCAGAUGUGUGACAUUUGAAGCUACAUCUAAAUCGACAUGGUCCUAUUUUCAAAAUAUGUCAGUCAUGUGCAUUGUGUGGGAUUUUUAUAUUCAAUCUGAUAUGUGGAAUAAAUUUUUACUGUGAUCAGAGUAAAACCUUGACUGUUGAAUGUAAUAGAUAUUUUCA
Stegastes partitus (bicolor damselfish) is the source of this 1015-nucleotide messenger RNA. It is a transcript of the gene gpx7, whose product is annotated as glutathione peroxidase 7. The record is from RefSeq and is a predicted model, not a curated record. Gene Ontology annotation, biological process: response to oxidative stress. NCBI's taxonomy places the organism in Eukaryota, Metazoa, Chordata, Actinopteri, Pomacentridae. The transcript has 3 exons. Gene Ontology annotation, molecular function: glutathione peroxidase activity. Bases 85 to 642 code for a protein of 185 amino acids.